Messenger RNA from Symbiodinium pilosum, 1839 nucleotides. The record is from the annotation of a GenBank genome assembly. NCBI's taxonomy places the organism in Eukaryota, Dinophyceae, Suessiales, Symbiodiniaceae.
GCCCGGUUUCAUCACGAAGCACUGGUUGAGGAGUUCACCCGCACGCUGUCGUUUCGAGCUGGUGUGAAAUCGAUAGUGACGUCAAUGCUGGCUUUGGACAGACUCGGCUUGCCCACUGAGUUGCUCCGAGCCCCAUUUUUACAACAGCUGCGUGGUCAAUGCCAAGAACUGAGUUUUGGUGAUCUCCGGCGGGUCCUCAUGGCAUUGGCGCGAUGUUGGAAACAUUCCGCUGUGCAACCAGAUUUGUUGCUGGAGAUCUGCGAUGCGACGGCUGACAAAGCGGCUGACUGUGAUCCACGAGAUUUGGUGGCCAUGCCGCAACACUUGGGCAGAUUGAAGUUUUUGCACCAGAGAUUGUUGUCGGCUUCAGCAGAUGCAGUCUCAAAAUUGAUUGCUUCACGUUUGUCUGUCCUACCUUUGGACAUUCUACGUGCCAUGGACGGGUUCUUGUUGGUGGCCCCCCUUGUUGAUGCAGACCCGGCACGACAACAUACCUUGGAACUGGCGCGUAAGUGCCAGCUCUUCAGUGAGCAACUGCUUGGGAAGGCCAAGCAUGCGGAGCUGUGGGCGAUUGGUUCGCACAUGUUAGGCGCCGAAAUCGUAAGUGUGCAGGUUUGGACGCUUUGGGUUUCAGAGAUGGCUCAGCACGUGCCUCAGCCUAGCCGGUCCAAAGGAGUGGUUUUUCUGCGCCAACAGAUGGCCAGCUCGUUUGCCAUCCAGAUUCACAUCAUUGAGCGCGAUGCAUUUUGGGGCCCAAGAGUGGAUAGGGAGGAUGCGAUUGGACGGGUGUUGGCCGCAAGGUAUCCAUCUGGUGCACUACUGGGCGACAACUCCGUUAAUUGCCCAUCUCCGGAAGAGGCUUUGCAGAGAUAUCGCAGCUUGGUCAACCAGAUUCACCCGGAGCGCUGCGUGGACAAGCGGGCUGAACAGGCCUUUGUCCGCGCUUCGCAGGCCUUUGAUGCACUUUGCGCUUCGGAGUCUCGCCCCGGCGACGAGCCUGUUUUGGACGAGUGGGAGGCAUGCGCUUCGCAACACGGAAGCUUGGCUUCCUUCAGCGGGAGAUGGUGGAGUGCGAGUAGCAUAACGAGCUUGGACCGUGGUCUGGAGUUCCGAUCCGUGGCCAUGGACAUAUUGCUCAAGUUAGCAGCUGAUGCGAAUGAUGCUGACAUAAAGCAUCUAGGCCAACUUGUUGUGGACGCAGAGAAAAGCUGCGAGCACCUGGAUCGGCAACAGGGAAUUCCGCGGCAUCGACUGUGGCCGACAAAGGCAGGGGUGACAUAUCAACGGGCCAGGAGGGCAGCGCUGCGAUACCUCGACUUGUUGUGCCACCUUCGUAUCGUGCACUGUUUCUGUCAGCUGCGGAGUCGGCAGUUCCUUCAUUCAGCCGAACUGCUUGCAGCAUCACCAGUCUCUGAUAUGCCGGGCUUGCUGAAAGAAACAUUGGCUGCAAAGGCUGCUGUGGACCCGUCACCAGCACCCAAUGACAUUGCGCAAGAUAUUGAAAACAGUGAGGCUGAUGUGGACCCGUUGGAUAAGUAUAUGGAGGAGAUCGACCGGGCUGCUAAGCAGGCUAUGGCAGCUAUGGGCACCGGUGAAGGUGGUCCAAGAAAUGGCGAAGCAGGCACACGAAGCCAUGAAACCACUGCAAAUGCAGAGCAAAGCGAAUCAGACAAGCUUCCUCCUGGCACCCACCGGACAGCAGAAGCAGCAUCGGCUGAAGAACGUGUUGCUGAAUCUGCUGCGGCCGCAGCCGAAAACAAGGCUGCAGCACAACGUUGCUUGCAGAACCAACUCCUGGGCGAUCUGUUUUCGGACGACUCGGAACUUGAGGCAGCGUGA